Molecule: messenger RNA, 1189 nt
Organism: Caenorhabditis elegans
Lineage: Eukaryota; Metazoa; Nematoda; Chromadorea; Rhabditida; Rhabditidae
Gene: stg-1
Product: STarGazin (mammalian calcium channel) homolog
Exons: 8
Coding region: 79-1179 (366 amino acids)
Biological process (GO): calcium ion transmembrane transport
Source: RefSeq, marked reviewed
CACAACGGCUUCAUCUUUUUUUUAUAUUUCCAAAUACUACUACAUCAUCGAAAAGCCCCGUCAUAUUUGUUUUAAAAGAUGAUGGUAAUACCUGUCAGUCAGCAUAAACUUAUCAAAAUCCGUCGAGUUAAUCGCGAUCGGCUCACCAAAUUUGCACUUAUUUGCUCUGCGAUGGCUUGUGGAUGUAAUACGCUUUGUUCUUCAACAAAUCAUUGGCUCUACACAUCAGAAGUGCUUCGAUACUUCAUAUUUCCAAAUCAGACUCUCAAUUUUGAUGACACUUCUACUGCAACGGCUCCGGUUUAUUAUAAGAAUGCCACAAUUGGACCGUGGCUUUUCUGUUGGGCAGAUCCAAUCACUCCGUUCCAUUGCUCAACCGUAUACUAUUUGACAGAUGAAGAGCCUAGUGACACUACAACUUCUGUGCAACAAUCUGUACGUCGUGCAUUUCUCUUCAUGUUGGCUGGAAUGAUUUUGGAUGGGUUUGGGCUCUUCAUGGCUAUUAUAUGCUAUUGUUUAAAGAAUCCGUAUGCAUCUUUACUGAUUUCUUCCUUGUUACAUAUCAAUUCAGGAAUUGCUAAUUUUUCCUGUAUAAUUGUCUACAUGUCUGCAGUUUCAAAAGAAGUAGGAAACAAAAUUCAUGCAGCCAGUGAAAUGGAUGAUCCGUUGUUUUAUAUGUCAUACGGUUUCUCGUUUUGGUGUUUGAAAGCAAGUUUCCUGUUUACCGAAUUAGCCGCACUGUUUUCAAUAGUUGUCUACAUGGCAAAAAGGGACGAACGGACAUUCAAUCGAUACAAAAUUCGGGCAACUUUCAACUUGCAAAAGAAACCAGACGACGACGAUCGGCAAUUGAGCAUAUUAACAGAAUCUUCUAACACAAGAUUCAAUCGUCGAACUGGAUCCCAUACAACUGCUGACUCGCCUCCUCCGGAACUAGACUCAAUGAUCAAAGCACCUAGUUCAGACAGAGCACUUCAAAAGUAUAAAACAGGAAUUCAAGGGUCAUUCUCAUUGUUAGCCGAAUCAUUUAAUCAUUUACCAGAGCAGAGUAGGUCAGGAAGUGAAAUAUCGUAUAAUGGACGGAGAUCAACUAUUCGUAAACCACCAAAACCUUCGAAAUCUCAACCAUUGAGACGAUUCGCAAUUCCUGUGUCACAAGGAUAUCCAUCGUUGAGCUGAAAAUAAUUUG